UAAGAACCACUCUCGACUGUACCCAGAUCGGCAUGGUAUCCCCCUCCAGCGUAACGCCCUCGAGGAGGGUGACUCGUAGUCAAUGCGCCAGUGAUAGAGAAGCAAAUCCCAAGAAAAUUCCCCGACUAGGCAAAACUGCGUCUCGUUAUGCAGUAUCUAGCACGGAGUCCGAACUAGAGGAACCUGCAUCCACCGACCAAGAAGAAGCUGCAUCCACUGAACAAGACGAAGCUGCAUCCACCGAGCCGGAAUUUAUUGUCACCACGCCGACUUUCCCGGAAAGACUGUUCGCACGUAAUUGCUAUCCUGGCAAACCUCGACUGAACAUCUAUUCAAAGGCGAGUAUCAUUGGAUCGUUAGUGAAGUUGCUAAGAGGCUCCCCUGAAAUGAAUUGUCUGCUAGGAAAGCUAGAAGGGAAAUGUAUUCCAAUAAGCUCAACAAAAAAAGAUGACCUCCAGACGAAGCGUGUUCCGAGACGUUCAACAAAGAUUGGAGGAGUGUACACCCCACACAAGAGAUUGAAGAAGCUUUUCCAAAGCUGCAAGAAACCCAAAUAUACGCCCUUAGCAGACUUGGAGAAAGCGCAGUUUCAAGAGUUUCAGUCAAUUCUCCGCGAGAAACCGGCACAGGAAUUCGAAAUUGUUAUUGGGAUCCAUGUCUCAAAUAAGUUCUUCCUGUCGUUGGCGCAGCCAAAAAAUUGGGUCAGUACCGAGCUUCUGCUCAGUCUCAUUCUGGAGAUCCUUAAACUUGUUAAGGUGUGGGUCAUGGUCAUUCCAAAAGGUAAGAUAAUCUACCUUUUCAGACAAUUGAAGUGUGUGCGUAUCCCUGGCUCUCAUCUCCUCCAUAACCGCCUCAUCCCACCAUUUAUGAACAUGACAGUCUCCAUCAUUAACAUAAUCACACGUGUAGUAUCUUCUACCUGGAUCAUUUACAGUGCGAGAUGUUGCUAG
Brassica oleracea var. oleracea is the source of this 950-nucleotide messenger RNA. RefSeq lists its product as uncharacterized. The coding region runs from base 33 to 950 and encodes 305 amino acids. The record is from RefSeq and is a predicted model, not a curated record. The transcript has 5 exons. Lineage: Eukaryota; Viridiplantae; Streptophyta; Magnoliopsida; Brassicales; Brassicaceae.